Papaver somniferum (opium poppy) is the source of this 1019-nucleotide messenger RNA. RefSeq lists its product as uncharacterized. The record is from RefSeq and is a predicted model, not a curated record. NCBI's taxonomy places the organism in Eukaryota, Viridiplantae, Streptophyta, Magnoliopsida, Ranunculales, Papaveraceae. The transcript has 2 exons. Bases 492 to 1019 code for a protein of 175 amino acids.
AUCAAUCAGGAGGCGACUUAGAUGAUGACGUCAGAGAUAAAGAAGUAGGUAUGACCAAUUCAACAGCAACAGAACAGAGCACAGAAAUCGUAUCAAUAACUUUUCUUUACAGAUGUGAUGUAAUUAGACAACAAAGAGGUUUGCUGGCUCUGAAGUACGGAUAUAAACUUCUCUCUGAUUAGGAGGUGGAACAUGAGAAGGGCUUAUGGAAUGGAAUCUCUGACUCGGACAAGGAAGAUUAUUCGCCUCCGAAACCUAGACCUGUUUGUUUGCCACCAGUGAGGAAAGAUCUUGUUUAUAGACCUAAAUGUCGAAAGAAGCCUCCUUUGGGGCCACAAUUUGAAAUUUGGGUUAACUCUUGGGAAGUGAAAAAUCAUCAAACACGUUAUGCUUGGGUUAAUGUUUAUGCUCAUUAUAAUAAGAAUAAAGGCUAUGGAGGAUAUGGAGUUGUUUUACGCGAUUGGCACGCAAAGCCAGUCACUGCUUCAGCCAUGUACUCAUCAGAUGCAAAAUCUUUUUAUACUCAAGUGCUGAUGGGUGUGAAGGCUGGUGUCGUACUUGCUGAGAAACAUGGAAUUUCUGAACUUUGUGUUGAGAGCAAUUCGAUUAAACUUCCGAGUCUCGUUAAUUUACUAUGGGACUGCCCUAGUGUUAAAUGUAGAGAUGGUACAGGUAUUUGCUACAAGGGGUGUUUGGGGUCUUUCUUUGGGUGUAGGGGUUCUGAUCCGAGCUUGGUGCCUCUUGCGAGGGAAAUUAAAGCUCGGGCUCCUAAAGGUCAAGAUCUAGAUGAUUUGUUAGGAUAUCCGAGGGGUUUGAAUAAAGCUGCCCGUUAUCUGGCAAAAAUGGAGAAGAAGAAAGCUGAGAUUCAACCAGACAUUGAGGACGAGGGAGGGAUGGUUCCUCCUGGUGAUGAGUGGCCAGCUGAGAUUCAACCAGGUGAUUUUCCAGAAAAACUAAAAGUUAUGCUUUUUGAACAAGCCUUUGGUAUGAAGUACUACAACGACCUGAGUGGAUGGUAA